Molecule: messenger RNA, 315 nt
Organism: Copidosoma floridanum
Lineage: Eukaryota; Metazoa; Arthropoda; Insecta; Hymenoptera; Encyrtidae
Product: histone H4-like
Source: RefSeq, a predicted model, not a curated record
AAGAUGACUGGCCGUUGUAAGGAAGGAAAGGGAUUGGGAAAAGGAGGAGCCAAGCUCCAUCGCAAGGUCCUUUGUGAUAUUAUCCAGGGUAUUACCAAGCUGGACAUCCGCCGUCUGGCUCGCUGUAGAGGAGUCCAGCGCAUCUCUGGUCUGAUCUACGAAGAGACCCGUGGUGUUCCCAAGGUAUUCCUUGAGAACGUCAUUCGUGAGGCCGUCACCUACACCGAACACGCCAAGAGGAAGACCGUCACUGACAUGGACGUAGUCUACGAGUUGAAGAGACAAAGACGCACUUUCAACGGCUUCGGUGGUUAA